Ogataea parapolymorpha DL-1 is the source of this 2583-nucleotide messenger RNA. RefSeq names its product Vacuolar membrane protein involved in vacuolar polyphosphate accumulation. Lineage: Eukaryota; Fungi; Ascomycota; Pichiomycetes; Pichiales; Pichiaceae. The coding region runs from base 1 to 2583 and encodes 860 amino acids. Gene Ontology annotation, cellular component: fungal-type vacuole membrane; vacuolar transporter chaperone complex. The transcript has a single exon. The record is from RefSeq and is a predicted model, not a curated record.
AUGUUGUUUGGAGUGAAGCUCCAAAACGAGGUGUUUCCUCCAUGGAAAAACUACUACAUCGAUUAUGAUCAUUUGAAGAGACUUUUGAAGGAAAACGUUAUCGAAUCAACAGAAAACCCUACUAAGCCAGGAUCCUCCUCAGCUAUCAGUGCAUGGUCUGAAAAAGAUGAGGCAGAAUUUGCUUCGCAAUUGGACUCUGAGUUGGAAAAGGUGUACACUUUCCAGAUUUCGAAGUACAAGGAACUCGACGAGGAAAUAUCCAAGCUGGAACUUCAAAGCGAAGAGUACUUGAAAAGCAUUUCCGAGAAAAAAAGCGCCGAUUUUGACGCCAAGGCAUUUCAGAAAAAGCUCGAAGAGCUGUUGUGGUUGGCAAAGGAAUUGGAUCACUUUGCGAGACUCAAUUUCACUGGAUUCAUUAAGAUUGUCAAGAAGCAUGAUAGACUGCACAAAGGCUACUCUGUGAAAGCAUUGUUGAGCGUAAGAAUGAAGUCAUUGCCAUUGAAUAACAUUAGUGAGGACACUUCUCCAUAUCUAUUCAGAAUCUCGACCUUAUACUCUUUUGUUAGAGACCAAACGGGCUCUAGUUCAUUGUCGACUUCUCUUCAAAACUCGAUUCAGAAAUUGUCAUCCUCUGGAAGGAUUUCGACUACUCCGAGUGCCUCAUUGAACAAUAUGGGUCAAAAGGACUAUGGAUACAAAGUUCUCAAGUUCUGGAUCCAUCCUGAUAAUUUAAUGGAAAUUAAAACCACUAUUUUGAGACAUCUCCCGGUCUUGAUUUAUACUAACCAGAAUGACGACGAUGAUGACGAGUAUAGUGUGGACCCCAAAAUUACAUCUCUCUAUUUUGACAACAGACAGUUCGAAUUGUACAACAACAAACUACUCAAAAAUUUGAACAAAACACCCUCACUUAGGAUAAGAUGGUCAGGAAAACUAAGGGAUAACCCAGAACUCACGAUCGAGAAGAAGAUUUUCGACUAUGACACGGGGACUUCUAAUGAUGUCCGUCUCUCAUUGAAGGAGAAGUAUAUAAAUGACUUCAUUUUCCAGAAAAAUCCCAAAGAUGAACAAGAGGAUAUGGAGCUUCCAAACCGCCCGAAGAGUGAUUCCAAUACGAAACUGACUCUUGAAAAGUUUGUCAAAAGAUUGGAAAGAAGGGGUAUCUCAAAGGAAUCAAUCGAUAAGCUAUCUUCCAACUUCAAGGAAUUGCAACAAUUUAUUAGAGAGAACGAUUUGCAACCGACCUUGAGAACUGUUCACACUAGAACUGCAUUCCAAAUGCCAGGUGAUGAUAGAGUUCGAAUUACAAUCGAUUCGGAUAUUUUGUUCAUCAGGGAAGACUCUUUUGACCCUGACAGGCCAAUCAGAAAUCCAAGAGAAUGGCAUAGAAUGGACAUUGAUUCCACAAUUGACGAUCCGUAUUCGCUUCUCAGAAAGGGUGAAUACGCCAAAUUCCCUUAUUCUGUCAUGGAAAUCAAACUGGCCAACUCGAUUUUCAAUAAUCCUUCGUCCAGAACCCUAGCUUGGAUCAAUGAUUUGACUAAUGGGCACUUAGUAAAGGAGGUUCCAAACUUCUCAAAGUUCAUCCAAGGCAUUUCUUCUCUUUUCUUGGAAGAUGACAAUUUGGAUAUUCUUCCUUUCUGGCUUCCGGAGCUCGAGAAUGACAUUAGGAAAAAUCCCGAACAAGCUUAUCAUGAUUCAAGAGAGAAGCAAAUAAGGCAGCAGCAGCAGGACGAGAUAUUAAAGAAUUUGAAAAAGAAAGUUGGCGAAAGCCCUAAUCCUGUGACCAACACGGGAACGGUGCAUUUGGACCAAAUAGUCGAGGAGGAAGAGGAUUUGGACGAUAAUGAGUCUUCCGAUGAGGAGUCUGCCACAGCUGUGAGCCCUUCGGGAAAAUCAAUUUCCAACUUGGUUUCGACUUCCAGUACUCCGAUUACACCAGGUGCCCCAUCCGAAUCCAAAAGUUUCACUGAACCUCCAAGAAAGAAAAAGUUGAAUGUUGCUUCCUAUUUUAUACCUGUGUUUUCUAAGGCAUCCAAACUAGAAGGAUACGAGUCUGAAGAUGAAGAGAUUAUUCUGCCUCCAGGAGUGGUUAAGCCAAAGACUUUGAUCAAGCAGUCUGGCCCAGUCAAAGUGGAAGCCAAAGUUUGGCUUGCUAAUGAGCGUACAUUUGUUCGGUGGUUGCAUAUCACUACCUUGCUGUCAGCAUUGACAUUCACAAUAUAUGCAUCUGUGUCUUCGUCACACAUCCCGGUUGUCGCCACCAACAUCGCGUACAUCUACUUUGCGCUGACCCUCUUUUCCGGAGUUUGGGCCUAUGCAAUUUACAUGAAGAGGCUGGAGCUGAUCAAGCUGCGAUCUGGAAGACACUUGGAUGGUGUUUUUGGUCCACUAGUCGUAGCGCUGGUGCUGAUUUUCAGCUUGUGUCUUGAAUACUAUGCUGGUGUGAAGAAAUACAACGAAAAGCACUCUCUACUCACCAGUGAAGGCAUAUUCACUUCUACCAAUGAUGAAGUGAAUGCGCUGCACCCAAUAGCAAAAUUCUCAUUACAAAAAAUUGUCUCCUUUCUUGACUCUAUAUAG